Molecule: messenger RNA, 1277 nt
Organism: Vollenhovia emeryi
Lineage: Eukaryota; Metazoa; Arthropoda; Insecta; Hymenoptera; Formicidae
Product: alpha- and gamma-adaptin-binding protein p34-like
Exons: 6
Coding region: 120-908 (262 amino acids)
Source: RefSeq, a predicted model, not a curated record
GCGCCAAGUGACGGAAUUGAACCUAACCUCCAAUUCGCUCUGCAGGUGAGAUUGUCAUCAACACCAAUCGAUCGCUAUCGGUUAUUCUUCAGCAGCGCGUACUCCGAUCCUCCUCUGCCAUGAGUCUACCUCGAGUAUUGAUUGUUAGUACGAAGGAGGGCAAGGCUAAGGAAAUCGCGGAAAGCAUAAGGGCGGAGUAUCUGUCCGAGGAGGACAAGAUUGCAGACUACCUGUGGAACAUCGACAACAAGUAUUAUACGUCGCAGGUCUUGGUACGCGCCGCAGAAAGCUUGGCCCACAAACUCACGGAGGACGAAGUCGAGGCGUUGAUCGUGCACCACGAUCCGCAGGCACAGGACGAAGAGCUAGAUCGGGAGUUAGAGCGAUUGGCGUCCCUGGCCACUUCAUUGACAGCAGCGGAGGUGCUGUUGUUCACCUGCGGCGCGAUAACCGACUCGCUUGUGCGAGACAAAGUGUUGAAUUGGUGUUUGCACAACAAGUUUGAACUGGUCGAGCUGGAGCAGACGGGAGAUACGGAAUGCGACGCGGAGGGUAACAAAUACGGCAUCGAGAGGGUCAUUGAAGCUCUGCACGCUCACAUGUGGCCCAACAUCGUGCUUAAAGACAAGUCGUGUACGGGGCAAAUGCUGAAAGUGAACGAAAUUGAGGAACAGUUUGAAAACAUCCGGUUGACACGUGACCCUUCGGAAACUCUGCGUAUGCAGGAUAUGCUCGACGGUAUCAUGGGCGAAGAAAACGCGGACUUCGGAGAACUGUACGGCCAGUUGAUUGCCAUGAAGGAACACGCGGCGUCCUUGCCGACAAACGAGAGGCGUCUGGUGGCGGAGCAAGUGGUCACCGCUUUUUGGAAGGCCAUGGGUGGCGAUCUUCUAGAGAUCGAGGAUUAAAUUUAAGACUCGAUGUGCCGUGUAGACUAAUCAUUUACUUGGAUUUCUCGAUUCUGAAUAGAUUUGAGGUAGAAGUUCGGGGUAAUAGGACAGCUUACGCAAAGACUGUGGUGCGUACUCGAGGUAAGUGUGUACGAAGGAUGUGUAAGAGAAAGUAGGACGUUUAAAGUUCUGUAGAAGUAAAAUGUGUAUAGUGUUUCAUGUAUAAUACGAAGAUAGAUUAUUUUACGUAGAUUAUUUUUUGUACAUACGACAAAAGGCGCUUGUCUUUUAAACAAAAAUAUAAUUUCAGUCGUUAAUCUUAUUCAGAGAGCUAUGUAUAUACAACACUGUGUAUUUCCCAAUAAAACAAUUUUAUUUAAGAACAAG